AUGCAUCCCACACAGCAGGCUGCGUGGAGGAACACUCCCGACGAGGCGGAGAUUGCGCGCCGUCAGACGGUCGGCAUCAACCUUGAGACGGUCAGCAACAACAUUUCCACCGACUACCCGGGCCACUUCCCGGGCGAGGACCUCGAGUUCACUAUCGAGCGCUUCCGCAAGGCCUUCUCCGUCGACUUCCACCAGAACGACCAGUUCCUGUCCUCCUUCUCCCUCGUCGGCAUCGACGCCUCGCUCUCCAACGCCUUCCGCCGCAUCCUCCUCUCCGAGAUCCCUACCCUCGCCAUUGAGAAUGUUUACAUCGAAAACAACACCUCCGUGAUCCAGGACGAGGUCCUCGCCCACCGUCUCGGCCUCAUCCCCUUCAAGGGCGGCCGUGAGGGCCUCCUCAACUUCCUUAAGUGGCACAAGAAGCCCGAGGCCGGCGAGGACCCCUACGCAGGCUGCUUCGACUAUAACACGGUCCGCCUCGAGCUGAAUGUCGAGUGCACCGUCAACCCGGACGCCGCCCCGACCGAGAAUGAUCCCCUCAAGGCCUACAACAACGCCCACAUCUACGCCAAGGACAUCGUCUUCGUGCCCACCGGCAAGCAGGACCAGUACUUCAGCGGCGAGAACGCCAUCGCGCCGACCAACCCGGACAUUCUCAUCGCCAAGUUGCGACCCCGUCAGUCCAUCAACCUUGCCAUGCAUAUGCACAAGGGCAUCGGCUCCGACCACGCCAAGUUCUCCCCUGUCGCCACGGCCUCCUACCGAUUACUCCCCACCAUCACCAUCACCAAGCCCAUCCUCGGCGCUGAUGCCGAAAAGUUCGCAAAGUGUUUCCCCAAGGGCGUUAUCGGCCUCGAGAAAGUCACCAAGAAGGAGGCGGCCCAAAAGGGUAGUGGGUAUGAGGGCCAAGAGGGCCAGGCCAAGGCCGUCGUGGUGGAUGCCAUGAAGGACACCGUGAGUCGCGAGUGUCUGCGACACGCCGAGUUCGAAGGGAAGGUCAAGUUGGGCCGAAGGAGAGACCAUUUCAUCUUCUCCAUUGAGAGCACGGGGCAGUGGGAUAGCGAUGAGCUCUUCCUUGAGUCCGUCAAGCAUCUGAAGCUCAAGUGCAAGAAGCUCGAGCAGCAGGUCAUCAACAUGGCGCGGUAG
This is a messenger RNA of Ilyonectria robusta, 1146 nucleotides long. Its product is annotated as DNA-directed RNA polymerase. The coding region runs from base 1 to 1146 and encodes 381 amino acids. Gene Ontology annotation, cellular component: RNA polymerase I complex; RNA polymerase III complex. Lineage: Eukaryota; Fungi; Ascomycota; Sordariomycetes; Hypocreales; Nectriaceae. Gene Ontology annotation, biological process: DNA-templated transcription. The record is from RefSeq and is a predicted model, not a curated record. The transcript has 2 exons. Gene Ontology annotation, molecular function: DNA binding; protein dimerization activity.